Fraxinus pennsylvanica is the source of this 489-nucleotide messenger RNA. The record is from the annotation of a GenBank genome assembly. NCBI's taxonomy places the organism in Eukaryota, Viridiplantae, Streptophyta, Magnoliopsida, Lamiales, Oleaceae.
AUGCUUUUUAGCACGGCUUCGUCGAGGUCGGAGAGAUGUCGGUGCCCUUCUUUCAGCAUUCCCCAUAUUCCAUACGGUUGCAUCAAGAACCCUACCAUUUUCAGUUUAGAUGCAAGGAGAGAGUUAUCAAAUUCCUUCAGAAAACGAGGACAAGAAGAAGGAAACCAGAGAAAAAGCCGUAAAAGUUUAAAACCCUUGUUGUCUCUUCCUCUUUCUAUUCUGCUUUUAGCACUUGAAGAAGCCAUAAAUGUCUUCUACCACUAUAUAUAUGAAGGCAGUGUUGACAUAGACUCUGUGGCUGAUCCUGCAACUAUUCUGUCAUCUUGGUCUGAGUCACUGGCUUAUACACUUAUAUUUCUCAUCAAGGGAAGGUUACCAUGGCAAGGGUAUAGGGUUGAAAAGGGAGCUUGCCAUGAUUCGAAUCAAUUCAGGAAUGUAUUGAAGAAGAUGAUGAAUCAGCGAGAGAACCUUAGCUCUGAUACCAUAUGA